Fundulus heteroclitus (mummichog) is the source of this 2026-nucleotide messenger RNA. It is a transcript of the gene c1ql4a, whose product is annotated as complement component 1, q subcomponent-like 4. Gene Ontology annotation, molecular function: protein binding. Lineage: Eukaryota; Metazoa; Chordata; Actinopteri; Cyprinodontiformes; Fundulidae. The record is from RefSeq and is a predicted model, not a curated record.
CAGAGGCAGCUUUUACUCAGUCACCAUCCCAUGUCCUCCCUUUGCCUGGCACAGAAAAGAUGAAAACAUCCGCCUUCGUUUGGCAGCACGGUAUCAAACAUUUGUCGCUUGCAGAGAAGUUUCCCUCUGACAGGUAAAUAUCGGGCAAACAGCACAGCCAUCAGCUCAGGGUCUGAGCAAUUAGUUCACAGAGAAAUGUGUGCUGGCGCAAAUUAAUCACGAGAAAGAUGUGGAGGGACAGGGAUGAGAUGUUUUAAGCUAUAUAUAAAGUUCUGUUGGAUAAAUAUAUAUGUUUUAAAAUAAGUCGGACUCAGACUAUAAGAGAAAAUCUAGAUGCUGAUAUAAUAGAGAGAGGCAGAGACAGGGGAGGGGUGAGGAGGAGAGAUCUAACAGGUGUAGACCAGGACUGCUGCUGGACCAAACGCCUCGAACAGCAGUGGACAGACGCAGCGUGGAGGAGAGCGUCAGGCGGCCGUGCGCUCCUCGUUUGAAACGCGUCAGAAAGUGUUCCCGCGGGUAUUUUUUUUAUUUUUUUUGCCCCUCCAGCUGAAGAGGUCAACGAGUUUUGGACUUCAUUAUCUGUCCGCGAAGGAAAAAGCCGAGAAAAUUGCGCUCUGAUCAGGAGAACUGGCUUCACUUACCGGGGAACUCCUGCGCACCUUGGCUUCCGAGCUUUUCAUUUGGCGCCCCAGAGGUCGAUUUGGGGAGACAGAUCCAGACACAGAGGAGGAAUCUACUUUAACAGCAUUCUCAUGAUUCAAGAAAACCAAACUAAAUUAUUUCUGACAAAAAAAACAAAACAGAGAAGUGUCCACGGACGGUCGUGCUUGGAGAGAUAUCUGGUGACCUUUUUCUGUCUCAGCCAUGGCAUUAAGUUAAACAUCUACAUGAAGCGCUCUGGUAUCUUUUAGGAGAAACCUUAAAGUAUUUUUUAUUUUAUUUUUUGAAAAACAAGUAAUAUAUGCUUCAUCUGACCUUACCAAUCGUUUUGUCACUUCCUUUUUAUUGAGUGGACUUUUUUGGACAAACUGUUGCUACUGUGAACCUCCACAGGCAAUUCCUAUUUUGUUAAAGUGUGGGACAGCAGGACAAAGAAAUAUAAAGAUUGAAUAGUGAGUUCUUAGAAACCUAAUACAAUUUUGGAAUAAAUUUGUUAGAAAAACCUUUAAAGAUCUUGAUGUGAGACCAGAGCACAUUUUUUGAAAACUGGAUUUUCUCAUCUCUUUUUUUCCCCUCUUCUUGUUCUUGGCUGUCUGCCGUUAAGUUUCCUCUGGUAAUACCUAACCAACCACUGCUCUAAUACCCCGACCUCUACCCCCCCUUAACAUCUCUUUUCACCUUUUCAUCCCAAACUGGUUCCCAGAGAGGCUUCAUCCUGGCCGGCUCUAUUCCAGCCAAGGGGGAGGAGGACUUCCUCACACUGGCCGCCUCUCGGCUCAGCCGCAGGAAACGCGUGAUUGUCGCCGCUGUCGGUGUGGCCAUGGUCCUGAUACUGUUGGUGGCUAUUCCCCUGCUUGUUCACACAACCAAAGGUGGCAGCGCUGGGAGCACAGGGAGCCAUUAUGAAAUGCUUGGAAGCUGCAGGAUGGUGUGUGAUCCUUACGCUACUUCUCAGCCUGGCCAGGAGCUGAUAGCUGUGUCUCCGCCCCCCCAGGAAUACGCUGGAAAGAAGAUGAGGUCAGGACUCCGAGGGCCUCCCGGGAACCCGGGUCCACCGGGAGAGCGCGGCCCCCCAGGGGAGCCGGGGAAACCGGGGCCGCAGGGACCCCCCGGUCCCGGCCCUGGGGGCUAUUCUCCCUCAAUCUACACCCCUAAAAUAGCUUUUUACGCAGGGCUACGGAAGCAGCACGAGGGCAGUGAAAUACUGAAGUUUGAUGAUGUGGUCACCAAUGUGGGUAACUACUAUGAGCCCAGCACCGGCAAGUUCACCUGCCCUCUGCCUGGCAUCUAUUUUUUCACCUACCACGUACUAAUGAGAGGUGGUGAUGGCACAAGCAUGUGGGCAGACCUGAAGAAGAACGGACUG